Molecule: messenger RNA, 723 nt
Organism: Trypanosoma theileri
Lineage: Eukaryota; Euglenozoa; Kinetoplastea; Trypanosomatida; Trypanosomatidae
Exons: 1
Coding region: 1-723 (240 amino acids)
Source: RefSeq, a predicted model, not a curated record
AUGGCUAUGAAGAUGAUGGGCCACGUGCUGUGGCUACUGCCUUUCAUGCUGUACUGCGUAUGUGUAUGCGUAGUGGCUAAUCUAGAUAAAGGUGGUACUGGUAUUCCUGGUGCCCCUGGAUUUGGUGGAGUGCCUGGUGUUCUUCAUCCUAAUCCUUCACAUCUACAACUUGGUGUUGUGGGUGCUUGGCCUGGUGUUGGUAUGCCUCAUAAUAAUGUAGGGCUCCAACCCGCUAUUCCUGGUUAUAAUAGUAAGCCUGGAAUUCCUCCUGUUGUUAAAAUGCCUCCUGUUAAGUCUCCUCCUGUUGUUGGUGUUCCUCUUGGUCCACAGCAGGCGUCUCACUCUGCCUCUGCUGGUCCUCAGGGUCUUUGUGGUACUCCUGGUGUGCCUGGUUCUUGUCCUGUUGUUGGUGUUCCUGGUAGUCAUGCUCACCCACAUACUCAUCCUUCUCCAAUACCUCCUCCACCUAAUCAUGGUGCUGCUCGUAGACCUGCUGCCCCUGAUCCACAUGGUCUUGCUGGUUCUCAUGGUUCUCAUGGUAUGACUCUUUCAACUCACCUUGAUGGUGGUGCUGUUAGUCUGCCAGGAGUUGGUGUUGGUCCUGCAUCCAAUAAGGAAGAGAAACCUUCUAUCAUAGCGAAGAGUAAUCCCAAUCAAGUUAAUGAGAGUGAGAAGGAUAAUAAAAAGACACCAAGGGAGUCAAAAGGAGAAUUGAAUGACUGA